GCAUCCUGACAUUUCAUCAUAUUCUAUCGUCCCCCUCUUAUUGAUCCUUUUUCAAUUUUUCUAAAACCCUAAAAUCCCAAAUUCAAACAUAAGGGUUUAUGGUAAAUAUCGUAAUCAAAAUCUCAUGGUGAAAUAGGAACACAAUUGCUCCAAUUAAUGGCGAUUACAGGCCUCGGUGGCCUAGCUUGCAGUUGCAGACCUCAUUUAUAUCUCCGCCCCCCUCUCUUCCACUGCCUUCGUAAGGCGCGGUUCAGUGCAGUAGCAGCAAUUGAGACUAUUGAUGAACCGGAGCACAUAAUCAAUGAUAAUAAGAAGAAGAAAAAGAAGAAGCAUGAUUCUUCAGGAGUAGAAAUUAGAGAAGGAGAGGUAAAGGGACCGGAAUGGAAGAAAUUGAAAUCCAAGGACCUUGGAAUUAGUAAUUCCAUGAUAUCAGGGCCUACGAAAAAGGUUCUUAGUGGGCUCAAGCAAAGAGGGUAUGAGGUGUACCUUGUUGGAGGCUGUGUUCGUGAUCUUAUUUUGGACAGAGUUCCAAAGGAUUUUGAUAUCCUUACAUCAGCUGAACUUAAACAGGUAGCGAGGACAUUCGCACGGUGUGAAAUAGUUGGCAGACGGUUCCCUAUAUGUCUUGUCCAUAUAGGGGAUACUACAUUGGAGGUUUCAAGUUUUGGCACUACAGCACAAAAGUUCGGUGGGGAUUGGAGCUAUGAUGUUCAAAGUCCCUUUGAUUGUGACAAGAAAGAUUAUGUUCGUUGGAGGAAUUGUUUGCAGAGGGACUUCACAAUCAAUGCGUUGAUGUUUGAUCCAUAUGCAAAAAUAGUGUAUGACUACAUGGGAGGUCUUGAAGAUAUUAGAAAGGCUAAAGUGCGAACUGUUAUUCCUGCAAGUAAUUCUUUUCAGGAGGAUUGUGCUCGCAUUCUACGUGCAGUAAGAGUUGCUGCACGCUUAGGAUUCCGCUUUUCAAGAGAAACAGCUCAUUUUCUUACAAACUUUGCUAGCUCAAUUUUAAGACUUGAUAAGGCAAGGCUUCUGAUGGAAAUGAACUACAUGCUAGCAUAUGGUUCUUCUGAGGCUUCAUUUAGGUUGUUAUGGAGAUUUGGGCUUCUUGAAAUACUUCUGCCCAUGCAGGCAGCAUAUUUAGUCCGCAGUGGUUUUAAGAGGCGUGACAAGAGAUCUAACAUGCUUUUGUCUCUUCUUUCCAACAUGGAUAAGCUUUUUGCUCCUGAUAGACCAUGCCAUGGCAGUUUAUGGGUGGGUAUCUUAGCAUUCCAUAAAGCCUUAUUUGAACAGCCAAGAGAUCCUUUGGUGGUUGCUGCAUUUUGUCUGGCUGUCCACAAUGGUGGAGAUAUGUCAGAAGCAGUAAGCAUAGCAAGGAAGAUCGACAAGCAACACGAGAUCAGCUUUCAUGAAUUAUCAGAAUCUACAGAUCUUGAUUCAGAUGCACUGGUUAAUGAGGUAAUAGAUCUCGGAGAAUCUGUUAAACACGUACUAAGCAUGAUGACUACUGAGUAUUAUGUCUCUCAAGCGAUGGCAGAAUAUCCUCGCGCCCCUUAUUCAGAUCUAGUAAUCAUCUCAUUGAUGUUGUAUACGAAAACUUGCGAGAUUUUCAAGUGUGUAAGACAUGGUAAAGAGAGGGGAUUUAUCCCCAAACAAGGUAGCAGGAUAAAGUAUGAGUCGGUGGCUUUAGGAAACCUUCAGGAACUGCGACAUGUUUUUGCAAGAAUUGUGUUUGAUACUGUGUACCCACUCAAUUUAACCUGAGCUUGGAGAGUGUAAACAGGCAUUACAAGAUAUGUUUCAAGAGAAAUCAAAAGAGCCUGAUAUUCAUGUGUUCUACCAGUUUAAUUUCACUGAGGUACUCUCUGCAAGUUCUUUAACCGCUCUUUCAGUCUUGGUGUACAAGGGCGUCCAGAAGCGCAUUCAAUUCAUUAUUCUCAGGCUAAUGAAUAGCAUCUCAAUCAACUCAGGUGCGCUAGAAUUGCAAAAAAAAUUCAUUAUCAUGUAAUCUUUUUAAGAUACAAUAUCAGAUGCCAAACUAGCAGGAUGUAUUUUUAAAUUGAGAUAAAUGGGAGAUUGAAAUCAGAACCCCCACUUCAAGAUAUCAA
Mercurialis annua (annual mercury) is the source of this 2102-nucleotide messenger RNA. RefSeq lists its product as uncharacterized. Gene Ontology annotation, molecular function: nucleotidyltransferase activity; RNA binding. Bases 157 to 1758 code for a protein of 533 amino acids. The record is from RefSeq and is a predicted model, not a curated record. The transcript is spliced from 14 exons. Gene Ontology annotation, biological process: RNA processing. Lineage: Eukaryota; Viridiplantae; Streptophyta; Magnoliopsida; Malpighiales; Euphorbiaceae.